AUGGAGGCACCGGGAUGCCCAGCUUUUCCCCCUCCUCGCCCGGCAGGAUCCCCCCUUCCGGGGCAUCCCCGGGCUCCCCUCGCCUUCUCGGGCCCCCCCCAGCAGCCGCCGCCCCUCAGCCCCCGCCCGGCGCGCUGCCCCCCCGCCCCGGCGCAGCCCCGGGACCCGCGGGGCGCCAGCCCGGGACCCCUCGGCGUGGCCGUCGGUGCGAAGCCCUUCUACCCGGCUGGGGCUGCAGGUGGGAAGAAGGGAUGCGAAGCCGGGUACCAGGAGGUGCCCCUAGCCUGCUGCCCUCCCCUGAAAGCCCCAGGGGAGCUGAGGUGCCCACUGGCAGCACCCCUGGGCAGCCUGCAGGAAUAUGGGGUCCCUGAGCUCCCUGAGCCCCUGGGUAAGGGCAAGAGCAAGAGCAAGAAACGGAGGAACAGGACAACCUUUAGCACGUUCCAGCUGGAGGAGCUGGAAAAGGUCUUCCAGAAGACACAUUACCCUGACGUCUAUGCCCGUGAGCAACUGGCACUACGGACGGAUCUGACCGAAGCUAGGGUGCAGGUGUGGUUCCAGAACCGACGGGCCAAGUGGCGGAAACGGGAGCGUUAUGGGAAAAUCCAGGAGCUGCAGAACAACCUGUGGCUGAGCUCUGGCCCUGGGACCCCCGCAGGGCUCCUGCCCCCUGAGAGUGUCCCGUCACCCUGCAUGUCUGCAUACUCCCACGUUCACAGCAACAUCACUAGCUUUGUGGGCAUCUCCGCUUCUCCCAGCUCCCACCCUGGCAUGAACAGCCUCUACUCCCUGCACGGCCUGCCCCCCCAGGCCCUGGGCACCCAUCCCUUCGAACCAGCACCUGAACAUGACUACAAGUCACCUGCGCUGGUGCCACUGAGGAUGAAGAGCAAAGAGGUGACCAGCACCCUGCUGAAUUGGGCUACAUGAUCCUCCCCUCCAGGGAGAGACACGGAUCAUUUGUCCCCUCUGGAAUGUGUCUGCCCCCCCCCACCCCGGCACCAGGGGCUGGGAGCAGGUGGGUGGGAUCACACUUACCCCCCUCUCCAUACACCCUGAUCUCUGUGAGCUUCCUGUAUCCCACCCUGCUCCAUCACUCUGCUGUCAGCCCCCUCCCUGGGUGAGGGGGAAUCAAAGCGGGGCUGCUGGGGGACCUCAAAAUCCCAGCCCGUCCCACCAGGGCUGCCCCUGGCAGCUUGGGACCCCCAAAACAGCUCCCAAAAAAAACGAGCUCCCUUGAGUACCUUCAGAGAAUGGGACUUAAUGAAGAUGCCUGGUGGUUUGCAGCAGGGUUUCAGCCUCUUGACCCCCACCCCUGCCUGCAUCCCCCCCCGCCCGACACAAUCUGGGGGGCACCAGCCUUGUGAAUGUCCAGGGAGGGGGCUGUGCCGACGGGGGGGUGCCAGGGAAGCACCAUGGCAGGGGAACUGCAUUGCCUGGGGGCAGCGCUCCCCUCCCCAGCUGAAGUUUGGACGCCCCCAGUACAGCGAGCAAUGGCAGAAAUUGGGCUCUUCAUGUCCCAGUCCAAUGGUACUGGGAAAACCCACACAAGCUGGGACAGCUGUGGUGCUCAGUGAGUGUUACUGGGGGCAGGGUAAAAUCCUCCGCCAUGCACAAGGAGUCCUUAAAGGCCCCCCCCUGCCCCCCCCCCCCCGAAG
Molecule: messenger RNA, 1658 nt
Organism: Cuculus canorus (common cuckoo)
Lineage: Eukaryota; Metazoa; Chordata; Aves; Cuculiformes; Cuculidae
Gene: ALX3
Product: ALX homeobox 3
Biological process (GO): regulation of transcription by RNA polymerase II
Molecular function (GO): RNA polymerase II transcription regulatory region sequence-specific DNA binding; DNA-binding transcription factor activity, RNA polymerase II-specific
Source: RefSeq, a predicted model, not a curated record